Molecule: messenger RNA, 984 nt
Organism: Dioszegia hungarica
Lineage: Eukaryota; Fungi; Basidiomycota; Tremellomycetes; Tremellales; Bulleribasidiaceae
Product: ATP-binding protein
Exons: 4
Coding region: 1-984 (327 amino acids)
Biological process (GO): D-ribose metabolic process
Molecular function (GO): ribokinase activity
Source: RefSeq, a predicted model, not a curated record
AUGAGUCGCUCGCAGCGAUGUCUUGUUCUCGGCUCUAUCAACUGCGACGAGGUCUUCCAUCUUCCGCACACCAUCAGACCCGGCGAGACUCUUUCGUCGACCGGCAUAUCCAGAUGUCCGGGCGGCAAGGGCGCCAAUCAGGCAUAUGCUGUAGCUAUGGCAGGGGGAGGUGUUGAUAUGCACGGCUGCAUCGGCGUGGAUGGAGUCUGGCUUCGAGAUUUCCUGGGGAAAGCUCAGAUAGGAGUUGAGGGUAUUCGCACUGUGGAGAAUGAGGUGACUGGACGUGCCAUCAUCCUGCUCGCCGACGAUGGAGAAAACAGCAUUGGUAAGUCUCUUGUGGUCCACCGGCUGACGACUGUGCUUUCAAGCGGUGCCAAUGCUCAAUGUGCCUCUCCGUCAUCGCUCGAGGGCUAUUCGCAUGCCCUGUUCCAGAACGAAAUCCCCCUCUCGUCCACUAUCGCUUGCUUGCACGUCGCCGCACCUCAGCACCUCGUCACAGUCUUCAACCCCUCACCGGUGCCCGCGCCAGAAGAGCUCCGGACCUUCCCCUGGCACUGCAUCUCCUGGCUCAUCGUCAACGAGGGCGAGCUGUUCGAUCUCGUAUCCGCGUGUGCUGAAACGAAUACCCCCGCGUAUGACGGCGACGGACACUCGAGCAUACUCGACUUGCAUCACGCCGAGGGCUUUGACGACAUCGGCAUCAUCUGCACGCAAGGUGCUAGGGGUAUCCUCUACUUUCAUCCAACUCUCACUGCCGGUAAAGUCUUGGCCUUACCAGCUGCCGCGCUCGAGAUGGCUCUCGUGGACACGACGGGUGCGGGAGAUUGCUUUGCGGGGACGUUCGUUGCUGGCCUUAUGCGGGGUGAGGGACUGGAAGAUGUGCUCAAGGUCUGCUUGGCUGCCUGCGCCGCGUGUGUCGAGGCACCCGGAGCAAUGGCGAGCUAUGCGAGCUGGGAGGAUAUCAAGCGCCGGUCUGGGCUUUGA